ACGACGUAGGCGACACCGUUAGAUGAUGAUGAUGAUGAUGAUGAUGGGUUUUCUGUGCAAGUGUUUGUGUUCCGUUCUGUUCUCGAGCCGCUCGAAGCCGCUCGCCACAUGUUUAGUUUAAAAAUAACGCUUAAUGAUCACCAUCAUUGACGGUUGUUGUGUGUGAGUAACGGUAGGAAACCGUUCCCUCAUCGUCUCACGCGCUUCGCUGAUAAUGAUGCGAGAUCGCUCCCUUGCUCGCUCGCUCGCUCGCUACGUUUACCUCACGCACUCACAGUAGCCAGUAACAGUGAGCCAACAUCGAAUCGUCUCCGUAGUGACUCAAUUCGCACGAAGUAAACGCACCGCAAUCGCAACCACACACGCGCGCGACCGCUUCUGUGUUAAGUGGAAGAUGACCAAACACCAAACAUGAGUAGAUACUACAUAUGGGUAGUGUGCGGUAUCGCUCGUACGUUUGUUUUCCAGUUCAUUAGCCAAGCGAUUUGCACUUCAAGACCAACGCCUGUCUGGAGGCCCCCGGGGGAUUUGUGAAACCAUCAGCCUCAGCCUUUUAGCGGCCUUUGGCGGUAGAAGAGGUGAAAUCUAGACCCAAACCCAAAAACCAAAACCGCGAACCGACGCGUUCCAGUGGUUGGAUACAAUUCUCCUUGUGACGUGUGUGGUACAGAAUGUUCCGACAUACCGAGUGAUGCGUUCGCUGUUUAGUGGAACCGAGGCGCGUUGUUUGUGUGCAUUGUGUGUGUGUGUAGUGGCAACUAACGCGAUUAUCGCGAAUACGCGGUGUUGAAAUGGUUUAUUAAAGGAGAUUUCUUUUCAUUGUUUGCCAAACAUCGUUACGGUACCGCAGCAGCUCCAGCAGGUGGUGCAUCGUUACGAACAAAUCAUUACUGUUCAUCAAACAUCAGAAUUCCUAUCGUAGAAUGGAGUUCACCUUAUCCAUCGACGAAGAAAAUGCACUCACCCUGUACGAGGAACUGGAACAAACGGACAUCAAUCCAACGAAUUUGAAUGUGAACUGUUGUUGCGGUCUGCUGCGAACCUCACCUUUCCAUCUACCCAAAUCAUCCUCGGGUUCAACGGAAAGGUUACAGCACGUCAGUCAAGAUCAUCAUGCGCACUCCUCCCAAGCACAAAACAAUCAUGCUGCCCACGACCACUCCCAUCCCGAUGAAUCGUAUGACGAUUGCGAUGGUUGCGAGACCAAAGAUACUAGCGAUAGAUGGCGGAACAAUGUCGGGCGACGUAACAAUCGCUACCGAACCUUCGGGCUGCUCGAGUCCAGUAUUCUGAAUAGCUUCCAGCUGCAAAACUUCCGUCGCAAAACACCGAGUGCGUUCGAUUCCACAAGCUCAUCCGGUCAAACCAGUUGCAGCUCUACAACGUCCAGCAUGAUCGAGGAUAUCUCCGACAAGAUCGAGGAGAUCGAUAAACUCGAUACGAACAUCCACUCGCUCAUGUACAAAUCGGUGGAGCUGCAUAAUGACAUUCUGUCUCUGGAAGCUACCACAAAUCGCCUGAUUGCCGAUACGAAGAAGCUGUCGGAUGAAAUGGACGAUGUGCGGUUUUUGGAUGAGCUGAUAACGAUCCUGAACGGAGACAUUGGGCCCGUGAUACAUCGUGAAUGGCCCUACAAAAUCGACACCGAUGCACCGAUCGAGGAGGGUACACCGGUCACGUAACGUUCAAGGCACGUCAGCGAUACACCAGAACCAGCAGUCCAGUUAGGGAGUCUAUUAGCAAGCCAGCAUCGUGAUAUUAGCCAUUCGAUGAGUAUACCAAGCAAGAAAACAUGAAGAGAGUGUUGGUAAAAAAGCACUAGUUUUCGGUUCAGUAAAUAUAAGGGCCAUGUCAUGACCAACAAAUCCUCCCCUCACCAAAUAAUCGUCGCAGUCUGGACGUGGAACUGUUGAAGUGUCACCACACGUUCAGUAUGCAGCAACGCUAAUGAAGCCACUGUAUAGAAUAGAGCGCCAACAGGCUUCCAAAUCAAUACCGCUGCAGUUGUUACCUUUUUAUGAGAAAGAGAAACAAAAAAUAUCACAGAAAAACUCACUACGCCCAGCACCUUGACUCAAAUAUGAAGAGGCGCCAUUUGUGGAGUUCCCCAUCGAUAAUUGGCUUAUUGUGCUCCAUAUUGGUCCUUUGCUGCUACCAGCAAUCUGCCAUCGCCAGACGCCGACGGGACAUAUUCGAUUUAUUGCUUCCGGCAAUGGUGAGAUUUAUGCUAGGUUCGUUGAAGGCCGCACGCACCUCAGUACAACAGUCGCGAAAUGGAAUAGAAGUAACCUUACUAUCGCCUAUACCAAGAAAAUAUGGGGAUUGCUAUUGGAUGGAAACCGAUAGCUUAGCGUAACCAUUGUUUUAUCCUUGGGAAAUGCAUCGUAGCGUAUGCACCAUCGACAGGGAAUUGAAAAAAUCGCUUUUCCACCAAGAAACCGUGGAAUCAAAAGAAAGCGAAUCAAUUUGUCUCGCGAUCGAAUGCCCCAGAGUGAAAUGGGACUUCGCAUACGCGGUCCUAACAGUUUGCCUUUAGUUUUAUGCACAUCGAACAAACCUCCGUGGGCGCGCGGUGAGCAUAAUCACGCCAUUGAACUUGCCGCUUGCUGUUCCCUGGUCCGCGCUUCGGGUUGGGUCCCAUGACGGCAUCAAACAACAUCCACCUUCUUCUGCUACACUGCCACUCUGUCACUAGAGGAAUGUCACGAUUUUUUAUGUGCCCCAAACCCGCAAACCCAACACCCUGCUCCUGCUCCGGCUCCGGUGCUCUCCACCACUUAAGCCACAAUCAAUAUCGAUUGCACCUUCCGGUGGCCGGUUAUUGCUUCGCAUAUAUGAAUUUAUGCACGCUGUCAUGCAGAAGUGACAUCGAGCCUCGCAUGGGGAAGCGUAAGCACAACGCCCAAUGCUAGCAGAACCCUUGAAUCCAUCCCGCAAAGCCCGCAUACCCCCUGCUGGAGGUGAAGAUCGCUAGGAAUGCAUAAACAAAUCACGACCAAGUGCUCCAAUUGCCGUUUGGGGAGCGCAGACAUUCCAAUUCCCCUUCACCAUAGUCUAGCGCCAUCGCGUCGCCAAAAAGGAAGCAGAAGAAUGAAGUUCUACAUUCCGAUGGAAUCGUAACCGUUGUGCUGUGGAACGGGGGAAGCCACUGUUGCCCGAAUAACUUAGAGCUGCAACUUAGAACAACAAAGUGGCCCGCAGCGCAGAAAGUUUACAACAUUUUAUUAACUUCCACCAUUCACCGGCUGCUCCGGCGC
Messenger RNA from Anopheles darlingi, 3257 nucleotides. RefSeq lists its product as uncharacterized. The record is from RefSeq and is a predicted model, not a curated record. The transcript has 4 exons. Lineage: Eukaryota; Metazoa; Arthropoda; Insecta; Diptera; Culicidae. The coding region runs from base 924 to 1682 and encodes 252 amino acids.